AUGACGACGCACGAAGAGAAACCAUUGUCAAUGGAAUCACGACUUACUUUAAAUGAUAAACAGACAAUGCCGCAAUUAGGCCUUGGUACAUGGCGCAGUGAACCAGAAAAAGUUCAAAAUAUAGUUCGAGACGCCAUAUUACAUUGUAAUUAUCGUUUAAUUGAUGCUGCAUGGGUUUAUCAAAAUGAAGAUGAAGUUGGCAACGGUAUACAUGCAGCCAUCGAACAAAGUCAAGGGAAAAUUAAACGUGAAGAUAUAUUUGUUACAACUAAAUUAUGGAAUCAACAUCAUACAACUGAAGAUGUUGAAUGGGCUUUACGUGAUAGUUUAAAAAAACUUCGUUUAGAUUAUGUUGAUCUUUUUCUUAUUCAUUGGCCAGUUGCAUUUAAAAAUAUGACUGAAAAUCUUUGGUCACAAAGUGAAGAUGAAAAAACACGCUAUUUUGCUGAAAAUGUUACACUAGUUGAUACAUGGAAAGCUAUGGAAAAAUUAGUUGAUUUAAAAUUAACACGUUCAAUAGGUGUAUCAAAUUUUAAUCCAUCAGAAAUCGAUGAAAUACUUAAAAUAGCUCGUAUAAAACCAAGUGUAAAUCAAAUUGAACUUCACCCAUAUUUCAAUCAACAUGAACUUCGUGAAUAUUGUGCCCAUCACAAUAUUGCAAUAACCAGUUAUUGUCCAUUGUCGAAUUUGAAACGUGAAAACGAACGUGCUGAAGACGUAUCAGCAUUAUAUAAUGCAGUUAUUCAAGAAAUAGCUCAAUCAAAACAUAAAACCACAGCACAAAUUAUUAUUCGAUGGCAUCUACAGAAUGGUCUUUCUGUUAUACCAAAAACUGUGACACAAGAAAGAUUAAUUGAAAAUUCGGGAGUAUUCGAUUUUGUAUUAUCAGAUCAUGAAAUGCGAGAAAUUGAUCAUUUGACUCAAACCAAUCGUCGACGUUUCGUUAAUCCACCGUUUCGGCCAGCCAAUAAGCCCAUAUUUGAUGACUGA
Rotaria socialis is the source of this 990-nucleotide messenger RNA. Lineage: Eukaryota; Metazoa; Rotifera; Eurotatoria; Philodinida; Philodinidae. The record is from the annotation of a GenBank genome assembly.